Molecule: messenger RNA, 829 nt
Organism: Ostrinia nubilalis (European corn borer)
Lineage: Eukaryota; Metazoa; Arthropoda; Insecta; Lepidoptera; Crambidae
Exons: 7
Coding region: 50-829 (259 amino acids)
Source: RefSeq, a predicted model, not a curated record
GAAAAUAGUAUCAUUUAAUGUUAUACCGUGUGAUAGCGUGGUAAUUAAAAUGUGGCGUUGUGAAGUUUUACUCGUACUUAUGAGUAUUCAAGUCUCUUUGUGUGUUGACAGCCCUAUUAAUGGAAAAAAUUCAACUAAUAGUAGACGAAUCAAUUGCAAAGAUAACAUUAAAACGAUAAAGAGCGAAAGAUAUAAGUGCUUAAGUAAUUAUGCUCUACGUCGUCCAUACAAUAUUCCGGGGUCUGGAAUGGUCUGUAAUGACUCGCGUCUUAUUGAAGAGUAUUUUGAUCAGGAAGUAAUAAAAAACAUAUCACCGUGUUCUAAAAAAACUCCAAUCAGCGUCAUUUUGUUGCGACAACGUGAAAAAAUUCGCAGGUUUAUAGAGUCAUCCAGAGACGUCGAGACGGGUCAAUGUGUAGAUAUACAUGGGGGACAUGCUAUGAGCAGUUGCAAAAAAUCCCUAAGCAACCCGCGUAGCACAAGAUCUAUAAAAACUGACAAAGAUUGCGCGUUAUAUGAGCUUCUGAUUAAGUGUGUCAUAAAAGAUUUGGAUGAUCAUUGCACUAAAUACAAUCAAAGCAUUGUACCUGCUAUUAUUUAUUUGAAUGAAAAUAAUUGCCAGCCUACCAAUCAAGAUCAACCUAAAGUGACAAGUGAUUCAAAAUCUCCCAAAACUUGGAUCAUUAUCGGAGGAAUCGUUGGUGUUUUAUUAGUUAUUAUCUUAGUGACUUGCCUAUUUUUGAAAUAUUUAAAAAAAGUACGAGUACAAGAUCUAUCGUAUAAUGUAAGCUUCUACCCAUCAAAUGAGAAUAAAGAAACAAAAAGUUAA